GCACUGCAGGUGGAUGCAUGGGUCCCACUCCCACCCACACCAAACCCUCCUCUCCUCCCUGUACUGGUCGUCUCCGUCUCCGGCCGCCUUCCCCGAACCUUCCCUAUCUCGGCCUUCAUAAAAAUCAAAAUCACCCCACCCAACACCAUCAUCGCCGGCCCAUCCCACAUCAAGCCAAGUCCGACUCCGAUUCUCCCACGCCAAGCAAAAAACCUCCGAUUCCUAUCUGUCUCGCCCACCGCCGCCGGUGGGACGAGCCAACAUGUCCGCCACGCCGGAGGACUUCCUGGGGGCGCCGUACCUGGCCGCGCCGGAGCCCUUCUCGCCCUCCGUCUUCCUCGACCUGCCCCCGACGCCGGAGCGCCCGGAUAACUCCGACGACCUCGUCCUCCCCUACAUCGCCCAGAUGCUCAUGGAGGAGGACAUCGACGACAAGUUCUUCUACCAGUUCCCCGACCACCCGGCGCUCCUCACCGCCCAGCAGCCCUACGCGCAGAUCCUAUCCGACUCCGCCACCGCCACCGCCACCUCCUCUUCGUCCGACUCCGCCAACGCCACCAGCAGCAGUAGCGCCUCGGGGACCGGCGGCAACUCCACCCUCUCGCCCUCUUCCGACGCCCCCGCCGGCUGGCCCUACGACGACGCACUCGAUAUCUCCCACCUGCUCCGCUCCCCGACAUACCCUGCUACUCACAUGAUGGGGGUCGGCCUCGACGACUUCGCCGAACUCUUGACGCCGCCACAGGGCCAAGGCGAAGCCCAGCGGCAGCAAUCUUCCCUCGCCGCGCUCUCGGAUGGCGCGGAAGAAGAGGACGGGAGCACCAAGGCAGAGGCCACCACAACGUUUCCGGUUGGCGACGCCGACCACGCCGCCCUGGCCUCGGCCUUCUUCGGCGCCCAGAACGGGGGGGACACGGACAUGCUUAACAUGGCCUUCCUCAAAGGCAUGGAGGAGGCCAAGAAGUUCUUGCCCACCAACAACAGCCUACUCAUCGGCCUUGAUGAAACCUCCUGCAAAUCCUUGCCUAAAGACAGAUACAUCAAGCCCUACACUGCCUUUGCCGCUACCCAAGUGAAGGAGGAGGAGGAGCAUGUGGUGGUGCAUGGAAAUGGAAUGCCAAUGUUUGGGGGAAGCAGAAGCACCAAUGGCAGGGUCCGCAAGAACCACCGUGCUGAGGGGGAUGAUCUGGAGGCUGAGACAGGCAGGAGCAGCAAGCUGAUGAUGCCGGAACAGGAGGAAACCGGUGCCAACGAGCUUUACGAUGAAAUCAUGAAUUGUACCUAUGAGGGAUUCAUGAAGCGCAUGGAGGACCUGCGCAUCGCCAUGGACAGCGAGUCUGAGAAGAGCGCCAGGAAGGUCAGCAGGAAGGGGGCGCGGGGGAGGCAGCAGCUCGUGAACGAGGUCGUUGACCUGCGCACCAUGCUCAUCCAUUGCGCACAGUCGGUGGCCACCGGCGACCGCCGAAGCGCGGCCGAGGUCCUGAAGCAGAUCAAGCACCACUCCUCACCCAAAGGGGAUGCCACACAGAGGCUGGCUCAUUGUUUCGCCAUGGGACUGGAGGCACGGCUUGCAGGCACGGGGAGCCAGGCGUACCAGUCGCUCAUGGCACAACACACUUCGGUCGUGGAAUUUCUCAAGGCAUAUAGCCUUUACAUGGCAGCCAGCUGCUUCAUGAAGGUGAGGUUCAUCUUCUCCAACAUGACCAUUUGCAAUGCCGUGGCAGGGAGGAGCAAGUUGCACAUUGUGGAGUAUGGUGUGCAGCAUGGAUUCCAGUAUCCAGGUCUGUUCCAUCUACUAGCAAGGAGGGAAGGUGGACCGCCAGAGGUGAGGGUCACCGCGAUUGCUGUCCCACAACCCGGGUUUCGCCCAGCACACCAGAUUGAAGAAACAGGCCGCCGUCUCAGCAACAUUGCCCGUGAGAUGGGUGUGCCAUUCAAGUUCCGCGGUAUUGCAGCAAAGUGGGAGGCCGUCCGUGCUAAGGAUCUCAAUAUUGAUCCAGAUGAGGUGCUUGCUGUCAACAGUGAGUGCUAUAUCGGCAACUUGAUGGACGAGAGUGUUUUGGUGGACAGCCCGAGCCCUAGGGAUACGGUCCUCAACAACAUCCGCGAGAUGCGGCCCAAUGUGUUCGUCCACACUGUCGUAAAUGGAACAUAUGGUGCACCGUUCUUUUUGACACGGUUCCGAGAGGCACUCUUCUUCUUCUCGGCACAGUUUGACAUGAUCGAUGCAACCAUCCCUAGGGACAAUAAUGAACGGCUGCUGAUCGAGCGGGAUAUCUUUGGGACAUUUGCCCUGAAUGUGAUUGCUUGUGAGGGUGCAGACAGGGUGGAACGGCCUGAAACUUAUAAGCAAUGGCAAGUGCGAAACCACAGGGCUGGGCUGAGGCAGCUGCCACUGAAUCCAGAGGUUGUCAAGGCUUCCAGGGACAAGGUCAAGAACUAUUAUCACAGAGACUUUCUCAUCGAUGAGGAUAACCGUUGGUUGCUGCUUGGGUGGAAGGGACGGGUGCUCUAUGCCAUGUCGACAUGGGUUGCUGAGGAUAAUAAGCCCAUCUUUUAGUGUGCCUGAAUCCAACUGUAGAUUAUAUUGAUAUUUUGAUCGAAGGGUUAUGUUGAACCAUGAUCCACCACAUGUUGUGGUUCAGUGGACUUAUGUUUCUAGAGAGUUUAUUGCUGAAACCUGUGAGGUAGAAGCAAUUAGAUGCUUAGAGCUACAUAGGCUGUAGAUAUAGUUCUUGAUAUAUUCCUGCAGAGUUGUAAUCAUGUGCCAUGUACACUAGAAUUAAAACCCUGCAGCUGACAAGUGGUUACACGUUUGACCUCUGAAGGCUUAAACCCUGAAAAGUAUCUAAUGAUGCAUGGUAUGAAGGUAGAUGAUAUAUGUUCAAACUAUGUUUCUAGAGGGUUUAGUGCAGAAACUUGUCAGGCAGAAAUAAGUAGAUGCUUACAGCUAGCUACAAAGGUUGUGGAUAUAGUUCUUGAUAUAUUGCAGAGUUGUAAUAUUAUAUACUAUGUACACCAGAACUUGUAAUAGUAUAGUAUACUAUGCACACAGAAUUAAACCCAGUCGCUGAGAAGCAAUUUUAUUGGCUA
Molecule: messenger RNA, 3093 nt
Organism: Zea mays
Lineage: Eukaryota; Viridiplantae; Streptophyta; Magnoliopsida; Poales; Poaceae
Product: scarecrow-like protein 34
Exons: 1
Coding region: 263-2560 (765 amino acids)
Source: RefSeq, a predicted model, not a curated record